This is a messenger RNA of Sphaeramia orbicularis (orbiculate cardinalfish), 1126 nucleotides long. RefSeq lists its product as uncharacterized. Bases 422 to 1126 code for a protein of 234 amino acids. NCBI's taxonomy places the organism in Eukaryota, Metazoa, Chordata, Actinopteri, Kurtiformes, Apogonidae. The record is from RefSeq and is a predicted model, not a curated record. The transcript has 5 exons.
UACAAACCAAUAGGCUAAUAUGUGUACAAAUUUAAUAAUUAAUUUAAUUUAAUAAAAUUACAAGAACAGUGUGUAAAGCCUCCCUUCUAACAUUAACAUUUGUAAUACGUCCGAAAGGAAACUGUAUAUUUGACGGAUGACUCCAACGUGGCCAUAUUUCCCCGACUUGAUGGUGACUUCAGCUGCAUUGACCUCAUUGCCAGAGGCCAUUAUGAAGUACAUGGUGACAGCAAUACUGUGGAAAAAUCAACCGGGGCACUUUCCUCAGGCCAGCCUGUCCACUUUUCUUUCCAUCGGCCAUCCAGUACAGCCACAAGCUCCACCUGUCCAGUUCCAAGGAGUGCCACAACCAAGACUUUUGUGAGGUGAAGGAAGAAAAUUGUUGCUUCUUGCUAAAACAUCCUCUGUCACUACUGUUACCAUGACCACUUUACCGCUACAUUAUUUGCAGAGGAAUGUCUUCAUCGCUGAAGUCUUGAAUGGGAAGCUGGAGACCAGCAAGAUGGUUACAGUCCGCUUCACAGACUUUGAAGCUUGUGUGGAGACAAUCACCAGUAAGGUGAAAGAGGCUCUUGGACAGCAGGAGACCAUUAUCUUGACAGAUAGCCAGGGCAACGAAAUAGUUGACUCUGAUGGAACUGGAGGGUCAACAUACUGGAAGCAAAAUUCCAGAAAAGUGUAUGCAGUACGAGAACAACAGAUGGAGCAGCUCCAAGUCAACAAAAGGAGAAGGUUAAGUCGAAGAGAAGAUACUGGCCUUCAAGAUGUUUUAGCAGACAUUGAAGAGGUUGUCGAAGCAGCCCAGGGACUAAAAGGAGUGUCGCAGGUGAUCAAGGAUUUGACUGGAUUUGCACAUUCCACCGUGACAACAACCCUGUCUCUUUCAGAAGCUGAAGUUGCUUCUUUAAAAGAGGUCUUUGCCUGUGUUGUCUGCAAAGGCCCUGCAGAGAGGCCAGUGUUCUCAGCCUGCUGCAGAAGCCUGAUCGGGUGUAAGGAAUGCAUUGCGGAGUGGAACAACAGCCACAGUUACUACCCCAAGUGUCGAGCUGUGGAUUUGGAGAAUAGCACCCAUGAAGUGGCUGGACUCUCUGAGGCGCUGGCGCCACUGAAAAAGUUAUUCGAGUAG